AUGGCUUCCAGGACAGAGGAGAAUCUCUGCUGUUCGGUCUGCCGUGAUAUCUUUAGGGAUCCUGUUGUUCUGACAUGUAGCCACAGCUUCUGUAAAGACUGUCUGAGGGGCAGCUGGAGAGAGAAACCAACACAUGAGUGUCCACUUUGUAAGAGAAGAUCUUCAAGGGAUGAACCUCCUUCAAAUCUAGUGUUAAAGAACCUGUGUGAGGAGUUCUUACAGGAGAGAGAUCGGAGAGCUUCAGAGCCUCUCUGCAGUCUGCACUCUGAGAAACUCAAACUCUUCUGUCUGGACCAUCAGGAACCAGUGUGUCACAUCUGCAGGGAUUCAGAAAAACACACUAACCACAGAUUCAGACCCAUAGAUGAGGCUGCACGACAGCACAAGAGGCAACUUCAGGACACUCUGGAGCCCUUAAAGAAGAAGUUAAAGGUUUUUGAACAAGUUAAAGUAAAGUUUGAUCAAACAGCAGAUCACAUUAAGGUCCAGGCCCGACACACAGAGGGACAGAUUAAGGAGCAGUUUAAGAAGCUUCACCAGUUUCUAGAAGAGGAAGAGGAGGCCAGGAUGGCUGCACUGAGGGAGGAAAAGGAGCAGAACUGUCAGUUGAUCAAGGAAAAGUUGGAGGCUCUGUGCAGAGAGAUAGCUGCUCUUGCAGAAACAGUCAGAGCUGCAGAGGAGGAGCUGAGAGCUGAAGAUGUCUCAUUCCUACAGAACUACAAGGCUGCAGUGGAACGAGUCCAGCAGCACCCCCUGCCAGAUGAUCCAGAGCUGCACUCAGGAGCUCUGAUAAAUGAGGCCAAGCACCUGGACAACCUGACCUUCAACAUCUGGAGCAAGAUGAAGGAGAUGGUCUCUUACACUCCUGUGAUUCUGGACUCAAACACUGCACAUCCAGAGUUCAUCCUGUCUGAAGAUCUGACCAGUGCGAGACUAGGAGAGAAGCGGCAGCUUCCUGAUAAUCCAGAGAGGAUUGCUGAGUACUCCUCUGUCCUGGGCUCUGAGGGCUUUAACUCAGGGACUCACAGCUGGGAAGUCAAAGUUGGAGACGUUACAUUCUGGUCACUAGGCCUGUUUGCAGAGUCUGCCAAGAGGAAGGGAGAAAUAUGGUCUGGACUAUGGAGAAUAAUGUUCUACAAAGGUAUAUACACGGCACGCUCACUACCAGAUCCACCCACUGUUCUCAAGCUGCAGAAGAAGCUCCAGCGGAUCAGUGUGAAUCUGGACUGGGACAGAGGGAAGCUGUCAUUCUCUGAUCCUGAUACAAACACACACAUACACACCUUCACACACACUUUCACUGAGAGGAUGUUUCCAUUUAUUAACAGUGUGGAUGAAGUGAAGAUAUUACCACAGAGGGUCUGUGUGAUGGUGGGACAGAGAAGUUAG
Molecule: messenger RNA, 1389 nt
Organism: Epinephelus lanceolatus (giant grouper)
Lineage: Eukaryota; Metazoa; Chordata; Actinopteri; Perciformes; Serranidae
Product: zinc-binding protein A33-like
Molecular function (GO): protein binding; zinc ion binding
Source: RefSeq, a predicted model, not a curated record